Molecule: messenger RNA, 10674 nt
Organism: Eriocheir sinensis (Chinese mitten crab)
Lineage: Eukaryota; Metazoa; Arthropoda; Malacostraca; Decapoda; Varunidae
Gene: melt
Product: protein melted-like
Exons: 21
Coding region: 118-3216 (1032 amino acids)
Biological process (GO): regulation of signal transduction
Cellular component (GO): plasma membrane
Molecular function (GO): phosphatidylinositol-5-phosphate binding
Source: RefSeq, a predicted model, not a curated record
GCUCUCAAUUGAUAUUUGUUGACAAUAUGGCAAGUCUGAGACCUGCAAGAGUUACCUGAAAUACGCUGACAUUGGCAGGUUCAUGGCUGGGAGAGGACAUGCAGCCAUCUUGUCACAAUGCACGAACUCUUCACACAAGUUCUCUCACACAAGGAUCUGUCAAAGGCCGGGGACUUGUUCAACGUGCCAGACCAUGUCAUAGUGAACGAUCUGACGGACGUGGUCAACAAGAUCCUGGAGAUAGCGAGUCUGCCCGAGUACACCCGCAAUGACAACGACCAAAGCGUGGUGGAAAUAUGCAUCACCAGGGUCACCUCCGCUAUCAGGGAGACGGGGAGCAUCGAGCAGCAUGCGGAGGCCCUGGUGGCUCUGCUGCAGACCUGCCUCAACCACAAUCUGCGGCCGUCCUCCCGAGACCACGACCCGCCCCACGCUAAGAUAGCCUCCGAUGUGGUCUCCUGCAUAUUCCUGAACUACCACAAGCGCGAGGUGAUGGCCCUGGCGCUCCCCGUGGCCGUCAAGUUCCUGCACAAAGGGAACCGUGAACUAAGUCGCAACAUGAGCUCCUACCUUUCGCUGGCAGCUAUCGAAGCAGCUGAUCUCCUAGCCUUACACAUCCAACCCAUCAUUGACUCUGUGAUAUCUGGCAACUACUCCCUGUCGCGGGUGCUGCCCCAGAUCUAUGCAGUGAAGAAAGAGCCCAUUCAUGACCACGUGAUGACCCUGGUGUCCCUCCUGCCGCAGUGUGACACCAACGAGAAGCUUGGCCUCCUCAUGCUCUUCACCCUCGUCGCCAAGAACAGGCCCGCGCUGCUGGAGCCUUCCCUUCCCCAACUGGUGGAGUGCCUGAGUCUGAGUGGCACCUCCCUGGCCACGCUGCAGAUCUUCGUGGAGCUGUGUGCCUGGCGCCCCCACCCCUUCUCCGAACACAUCAACAGACUCAAGAGCAUCGUGGAGCAGCAGCCGCAUUGCCUGGCCUUCGCUCUACAGGUGAUGGCAGCAGUGGGCCGCAUCAGCAAGGAGAAAGGCAAAAGCUCCCUCGACUACAUAGCACAACAGCUCCCCAAAGUGGACUCCAAUAGCCUGGCCGUGGUGCUGCGGGAGGUGCAGACGCUGUGCAGUCAGUACCCGGCGUUGUUGGUAGAGUCUGAGUCGCUGCUGCAGGCAGUCAACAAGUGCAUGGACCGCUCCAACGCCUCGGCCCGGGUCUACAUCCAGCAGCUGAACAAUGAGUACAAUGAGAUCAGGAACACAAACGUCAACCACACUCCUGGCGGUGUGACAAUUGUGCGCGUGGGUGGCAGCAGCGGGCGGCCCGAGGGUCUAGUAGGAACCAGCCGCACUGACCUCACUCUGGCCUCGCGGGACCUGAGCAUCUUCCAGCCACACUCGUCCUCCGUGGUGGGCAGCGGCGUCAACAAGUUCGGCCACAAGUACCAGAAGCACAGCGACACCUCCAGGAGCACCGGCCGCCUCGUCACCGCCUCCAACAGGUCCAUGCCACGCCUCAACGCACUCCCUCAGAGCACGGGUCGGCUAGGCUCGUCCUCCAUCCAACUCAACAAGUCCAUGACACGCCUCAGCUCCUCCCACGGCAUGCACAUCAACCGCUCCAUCACUGUCCUCACCCCGCCCUCCCGCCACUUCUCCGGCCACCUGGGACCCAGCUCCGGCCACCUUGGGCACGGCUCCGUCACCAGCCAUCACCUGGGCGGGUCACAGGUGGGCGGGUCACAGAUAGGAGUGUCCCGGCUGGUGUCGAGUCCCCCGCCCUCUGUGGGGAUACACCUGACCGCUGUGUCCCCUCUCCCAGGGACCGUCAGCCCCACGAAGAGCAUGAGUUCCUCCCUCGCCACGCUGCGGGAGGGGACGGGAGAGCUCGGCGCAUCCUCCACAGUGCUCGCCGGGCCACACCAGUCCCAGGCCACACUCCCUGACCUGCCACACCCCACCACCACCGCCACAUCCGGCCACCACACCCUCUCCCUCCCCCUCCACCUCUCAUCCAGGGAACUAGUUACCGUCACGGGUGUCGGGGGAGUCGUGCACCACCUCAGGCACUCCCAGUCACCACUCUCCCUCCCCCUCACCACCGCCACUGUCACCACCACUGCCACCACCACCACCACCACGUUGCACUCACCCUCCGGGAGCAGCAUCACCAGUGGGCACGCCAUCACCACCCGUUCCAACACCACCCUCACCCACAUCACCCACGACCCCACCACCGCCACCACCAAUGCUUGUACGCAGAGGAUCAGUGUGUUUGAACCGUUUGCCAUGAGGGACACGGUGCAGCACUUCUGUGAGAAACACCUGGACAAGAUCAAGGCGUACAUGCAGAAGAUCUUCGUCAAGCUGCCUCUGCCUGUCCGCUGCGGUAUUGAAGAACGCAAGAACAGGAAACACGCCAAGCUGUACUUUGCCUGCCAGGGUAAGGGGGAACACUGCCUCUACAACAAACACUUCUUUACCAUGAAGACCAGGAACCCAAGGAUAUGGAUUCACCUCAUGUUCCUUGCUCUUCAGGCAAGGUCGUGUGUGGCGCUGAGCACUCGGGAGAUGCAGGUGAGCAGCCUCAAGAACUGCUGGGACAUCCUCAAGUGUGACACCAAGACCUUCGUCACGCUGGUCACCUCGGCCUUCCCCUCGGCUAAGGACAUGGAGAUGUUGUUCCACGAGCUGCGCAACGCCCGCUUCUUUGACGUGUUUGAGUACAACGGUGUGGAGCAGCAGUGGGGGUGCUUCCUCUGCAACCACCCGGACCGCGCCAGGGGCUUCGUGGACGAGGACACGCCUGUCAUUGAGGGUCAGCUCAAGGAAAAGAAGAGCAAGUGGAAGAUUUUCCGCAAGUGGCGCACGAGAUACUUCACCCUGUCUGGCGCUCACCUCUCCUACCGCGGGGCUGGCACGGAGCAGGACAAGGUGGAGGAGAAGGGCGGGAUUGACGUCCACCAGAUCCGCAGCGUGAAGGUCAACAGGGGCGGCAGCAGACACAUACCCAAGGCCUUUGAGAUCUUCACCGACAACAAGUCUUUUGUGCUGAAGGCCAAGGACUCCAGCAAUGCCGAGGAGUGGGUGCGGUGCCUGUCUAUCGUGGUUGCUCACUCCCAGGCCAGAGAGGAGCAAAACUUGGGCCCACUGAAAGCCACCACCUCCAUCCCACGCAGCUUCAUGUACGGCUAUCAUGGCUCCAAUGUGCGAACGGCUGUGUGAGAAGACGUGUAGAUUAGCUUGGGGUCCGCUGUGGGGUGUGGCUCCUUAGGUUAGGUUAGGUUGUGUAUGGUUCAUGGUAGAUUUUUGUUCUUUUUGAUGCUCAUGUUGGUUAGGUUAGGUUACUUGUGGCUCGUUAGGUUAGGUUAGGUUAGUUUAGAUUUUGUACAGUCCUUUUUUAUAGCAGCUAAAGGGCAAAAACAACAAAAAGCCCACUAUGAAAAAAGAGAAUAAAGUAGCCACAAGAGAGGUCAAGCUAUGUAGGUUAGGUCGGGUUUGUUGUGUCUCCGUAGGCUAGACUAGUGAAGGGUUAGGUUAGAUUAGGUUAGGUUUUGUACGGUUCAAGAUGGAUUUUUAUUUUGUAUCCUGUAGGUUAGGUUGGGUUUGUUGUGUCUCCUUCGGCUAGACUAGUGAAGGGUUAGGUUAGGUUUUGUACUGUUCAAGACGGAUUUUUAUUUUGUAUCCUGUAGGUUAGGGUUAGGAUAGGGUUUAGGGCAGCUAGUACAGUUAGUAUGAUAUGUUUGGUGGGAGUAUGAAAAGCUUCGUAAGGAUUUGAUAAAUUUUUAUAUGAUGGAUGAAUGACCGUUUUGUGCUCCUUUUCUCCUUUCAUACGUGUGUGUGUGUGUGUGUGUGUGUGUGUGUGUGUGUGUGUAUGACUUUCUGUUGACGCGUGAAAGUUAGGUAUCUGAAGGGAUGAUUUGUGUUUGAUAUUACUGAAUCCAGAGUAUGUAUCUUGAAAUUCAAGUUGAAUGUUUUAUAGAAAAUCUAUUUACCUAAUACAUUUUUAUUCAAGUACAGUGAAAAUGCCUUACUCUAGUGACACGGCAGGGUAUGUAACUGUCUUUAAGCUUCUCCAUUAACUGCUGUGCCUUUAGUCUUUAUCUGUUAGGAUACAAAGGAAAUAUUUUUGGCAUCAAUCCUUUUAAAUAUAUCUAGUAGUCAGAUGUUUAUAAAAAUCAAUUUUUGUUACCAAAAUUUUCUUUAACAAAUUUAUAAAAUUUAUUUGAUGUAUAUUGAAUCAGUCACCCAAAGACAUCCAUUCUUGUGCCUUGCUCGUAUGUUCUGUAGGCAGGUCAGUGUAGCACUCAAUGUAUUGUGCAAUAUGUCCUUGAUUGUUACCUCAAGCCGUAGAUUAGCCUCUUUAUGGAUACAUAUAUAUAAGGGAAAUUGUUGUUAUAAUGCUAUUUUUAUAUCUGUGGUGAGGAAAGAGCUACAUAUCAAAUGAUCUAGAGUCAGUCACAAACAAGUCUUUACCAUGAUGUAAGAAAAUUGAGGUAGUGUACAUUUAUAGAUGUAAAUUUUUGUACAUUUUAGGACUGGAAACUGUCCCUUAUAAAGUCCUGCUAAUAUAUGUAAAUGUUUUGUUUAGCAAGUUGUGCGUAGGAUUCAAAAUUUAUAUAUUUUUACAUGCACACUACAUGAUGACGUGGCCAGCAUUUUGUGCUGUCGUGGACACAAGAGUGUUUGCACCCUUGACAGGCUCCCUCUGCCGUGGGAUGAAUGUUUGAGCUUGUUGCCUGUAGCAGCUUCAUAGUUGUAAAUGCCAAGCGCCUCAUUCAGUAUGCCCAAAAGAUGUAUAAUGAUACAAUUUAAUUUUGCAGCUACAUUGCUUGUCUUUAGUGGAAGUAUUACUAUUAUUUCUUUGCUUCGAUAUGCAGCUGUGCAACUGUUCAUGGAGUUUGUACAGUUGUUCAUAGAUGACGAUUUUGAGAUAUACUUGAUACUUGGCUGACAGUAAGGGUAUUUGUUUAAUAACACACUGAAUCCAUCACAUACACAUACAAAUAUGUUUAAAGUUUUGCCUUUCACCUUUUAUUCAGUUUCAUUUUAAAUGGUAAUUGUGCAUCACCUGGUCUCUGUCAUCACUGUGGUUCAUAAUUUUUCUUGCUGUACUUCGUGACCUGAACACCUUAAACCAGUAGCAGCGGGGAUCAUGUUUCUUAAUGGUCCCUCUAAGCGAGAAAAAUGAGAAAAAAUCAUCACUCAUACAAACCAUUUCAUAAUAUAUAUCAAAGCAUUUGUGAUCAGUUUAUGUAUCAUCAAUUUUGGGGGGGUUAUAUCAAGGCACAAAUUUGGCCCGUCACUGCUACAUGGUAAAGCCACAAAUUUGGCCCAUCACUGCUACACGGUAAAGCCACAAAUCUGGCCCGUCACUGCUACACGGUAAAGCCACAAAUUUGGCCCGUCACUGCUACACGGUAAAGCCACAAAUUUGGCCCAUCACUGCUACACGGUAAAGCCACAAAUUUGGCCCGUCGCUGCUACUGGGUUAACUUGAUGGGCUCUGUCUCGCCCUGUCUGUUGCAUAGAUUUCCUUAACAUUUUCUGCAGCAGACUUGUGUUUCAGUGUCCAUUGUCAGUCAUGGUUAUUUUUCACCCGCUAGUUCCUGUGUGCUGGAUGCUGUUUUACAUUUUUAUGCAUUCCAAACCCCAUUCCUGCAGAUUUUAUCCUAUCCUUACACCAGAUUUGUCUCACCCAAAGAUUCUUGGUUAUAGUGAAAUAGUUGAGGGAAAUUCUAAUCACUUUUGGCUUCUCAGAAAUCUUAACAUUUUACAUACAGUUCAUUUUUCCUGCCUAUGUACCUUCUUGACACUUGCUCUCUAGAAUGCUUUUUUUAUGCUGUAAACCAUAAAUGUUCAACUUGACAUGAUCUUCACUUAAAUUAAUGUUCUGCUCGUAUAAAGGUCUUCCAAAGAUGAAUUACCAAUGUGUUCAUAAAGUUUAGUAAUCUCCACUAAAUUAAAAGUGUCUCAAUAAGCUAAUGUUACUGCUGAAUUCCUAGUGUUCUAGCUAUUUCGUCUUUCCAUGAAAUUGCUUUUUUGAUCGCCUUUAUGCAUGUGGAUUUACUCGGCUUUUUGAUAGAUUUUCCCGAGUCUUGCGUAAGAAGAAAUAGAGGCCAGUAGCAUGACUGUCACCUCUGUUGUGUUGUUACGUGGACAUGUGAUAACGAUGGCGUCUCCUUCAGUGUGCUGCCUUGAAGACUGUCGUAAAGUAUAGAGAAUUGUUAAUAUUUUCAUAACAUUUAUUGUAAGACUUAAAAUUUGUGCCUGAAAAGUGUGAAAUGAGGCCUUAUGUGCGUAGUGAUAUAUUAAAUCAGUUAUCUGGUGUCCACAGGAUAGUCACUUUAUGUGGAAGGAAUUGAGUAAAACUUUGCCUGUUUGUAGUAAUGAAUGUCAUAUGUACUUAAGGUUACUUGAAGAAAAGUUUAUCUGGAAACACAAGGCAAAGGUUAUUAGGUUAUACCAGUAGUGUGUUCCAUGUACUUAGUAAUUUAUGUAUAUAUUUAAAGUUUGCAGAACCAUUCCAUGAUCUUGUCAGUGGGAGGGAAGGUGUGAAGCUUGUGCAAUCAGCUGAGAAAGCCAUGUCGUGUGAUGUGUUGCUUUGUCAGUCAUUUUUCUGAGAUUUAUUUCAUAGUAUUGGUGAGGAGAGCGUCAGCAAGCACAGCGGCCUGCUUGAGCAAUGUGAAAACUGAUUCUAUGUAACGAGAGAGAAAGGGAGAGAGAAUGAAUGUAUUGAAGAUCCCGACUCAGUAUGGGAAAGAAGUACCAUAUUUUGAUAUUGAAAACAAAGUCCCUUGAGGUUAUGGAGAUUUUUAUUACCACAAAAUUGCAUUACACAUCACUUCCAGGUACAGUAGACAUGAAUCAAAUCCUGUAUGGUUAGUACAAGAAGGAUGUGGAUGUGAAGUGAAGUAUAUCGCAGCAGCAUCGUGUGUCCCUCAGUAUGUCUCUAUCCCUUUUGUUGUCCUUGACCAGCGUGCUCUGUGUUACUUUGCCUCCCUGUGACGUGUUUACAGAGUGGACGAAGUACCGGCUUAACUAAUUUGCUGCUUGUGUGAUUUGUUAAAGGUGUUGUACUCUUCCCAGGUCACGGUGGGAAUGUCUCAAAGUGUUCAGUAGAGUUCCUUGAAGCUUAACUGAAGUCGAGUAAAUUUGUAGCGUGUAACAUUGUGUAGAUAUGCCGUUUAAAGCUUUUUUUUGCAGUAUGACACUUUUACUGCCAGACCUGCUAAGACUGCAACCAUCCUGUAGUGCAGCUAACUAACCAAUGGGCCUCUUAGUGCUCUGUGUGUGUGUACAUAUGUGACAGCUAAUGAGGGUGUGUAUGGGUGGGUGUGUAUGUGCUUAUGUAUAGGGUAUGUUUGCCAUGGUUGACACUCUUCCUGUUAGCAUUCAUAUAAAUAAAGGUCUUGAAAAUUAAACUAUAUAUUAAAAAAAAAUUGAUAAGCAUUCUUUAUUUUGAUACCAGUUCAGUUUUCGAUAAUAAUAAUAGUCUUCACAAUACAAGUGCUAAUUGGAUCAAGCAUAUAUAAUAGAAUUGGCAAACAUACCCUCCAUGAGAUCUUUAUAAUUAAUGUAAACUAUUGUAUAUAUUAUUUUCAAAUGUUAAAUGUCUUCCAAGUCACACGAAUGGACCAAUACUCCGUAGAUUCAACCUCCUGUGUAGUGUGUAGUGGCUUCAAGCUCUGUGGAGUGUGGUGGGCAGGCCUCUUGGGUGUGUGGGUGUUUAUACAAGAUACUCUAUUCAUGAUAAACAAAUAUAAGCCUCACCCAUGAUAGCCUUCCACCACUAGGAUUUCACCUCCCAGCAUCCACCAACCACAUGCAGCCUGGUUGGAGAUGGAGGUGUGGAUUCGCCAAUGUUAUAUACUUAAUGAGGCUUAUUUACCAAGUCAUCAUGAAUAGAGUGCAGGUGACUCUUGUUUUAUAUGAGCUUAAAUUAAACAUAUCUUGGAAGACUGUGCUAUAAGGAGUUAAUACAAACUAAACUCUGACUUGUGCAUAUUGAAGAAAAGAUGUAGAUUUCGCAAAACUAAUUCUAUGCAGCCUCUUUAACCCGGUAGCCGUGGGGAUCAUGUUUCUUAAAGGUCCCUCCAAGCGAGAAAAAUGGGAAAAAAUCGUCACUCACGCAAACCAUUUCAUAAUAUGUAUCGACGAAUUUGUGAUCAGUUUAUGCAUCAUCUAUUUUGGGGGGUUUAUAUCAUGGCAAAAAUUUGGCCCAUCGCUGGUACACGGUAAAGCCACAAAUUUGGCCCAUCGCUGCUACCGGGUUAAAAAUGCAACGCUUCUCUCAUAUUAAGGAACAUGAGUUACCUGCAGAGUGGGGAUGUUGAGGAGCCCAAGGAGGGAGCCACCAGUGUUUCCUUGUCCUAUAACGGUCACUUCCAUUAACUACCAAAGAUUGCUUAUAAGAUGUACUACCUACUUUCUCCUCUGUGUCCAGUUAUGUUUGAUGAUUCUGAUGGAUUUUUUCUAUAUCUUUGUGUCAUGACAUAUAAGAUAGCAACAAUACCCUUGAAAUUGAUGAGGUAAUUGUGUCUAUCCAGUUAAUUAAAGCUAAUUAGUUCAUCUUUUUUUUCUGUGUGUUAUGGCAUGGAAUAGUAAUACAAAAUUUUUAAGUAAUUAUGUGAGGAUGAUUUAUAUCUCUUAUUUUUCUCACUCUAAUCAUUCUCACCUAAUUGUAAUAUUUCAUAACUGAGUCAGGCUUGUAAUGCCCCAUCUUUUGAAAUUAUUUUUAUCAUACUUUUCUUUCAAACUUGUGGUAAAAUAUUCCAUUGACAUCUCGCUCUGUCUGGAAAGCUGAAUUUUCUCACAUCUUUCUUACGUCUUCUGUAACUUUUUGCUGUGCCCUUUGCGUGGGUAUGCGUGUGUACCCUUGAAUCUGAAGGCAGCUAGGUAUGUUCGAGAGCAGGGAAUCCGACACACAUCUCGUCUUCGUAUACGUGAAUUGCCUUAAGAUUGCGGCUACAAGAAUUAAACUCGACCCUAGACAUCCCCAUAAUCAACACUACUGCCUCAUCCUCGUGAACUUGUGUAGCGACUCACAUACUCAACAAAAGUGGUCACUACUACUCACUAAAGUGUUGGCGGAGUGUAGCAUGAGAGAACAACGUAUUAAAAUGGUAAUGCAAUUCUCUAAGCCGUCUGUGGUGAUGACGAUGAAAACAGUGGCAAUAAUGGUGACUGGUGAUGAUUUUAUAGGUGGUGGUGACGGCCAUGGCAGCAAUAACCCAUGACGUGUCCAGCAUGGGUAACUCUGGAUCUCAGUGUGUUCUUGAUCUGCCAUGUCGUGUGGAUUGUUCAUGUUAUCCGAGAGUCCCUGGUGGUGUGUAUGGGGGUUGGUGAGGGUUAUGUGCAAGCCUGUAGCGUACAAGACAUGACUGUAGAAAGAUAUGAAAGAGAAGUAUAUAUAAGUAAAGUCCCCCUAUGAUAGAAAUAGCCCUACACACAUACACACACACACUGGUAUCUGAGAAUCCCUGGUGGUGUGUAUGUGCAGGCCCCUAACGUACAAGACAUGAUGUUAGAAAGAUACGCAGAAAGAAAACUAAUAGAAAGUAAAGCCUUCCAAUGAUAGGAAUAGCCCCCAACACACACACACACACCAUUAUCCAAGAGUGGUGCGUAUGGGGGGUUAGGGUCAUGUGAAGGGCCUUAGCGUACAAGAUAUCGUAGUGGAAAGAUUGUGUUAGAAAGAGAAGUAUAGGAAAGUACGCCCCUCCAUUGAUGAAAAUAGCACCCCCCCCCUCCCCUACACACACACACACACCAAAUUUUAAGGUCUGGCUAUGGGCGUGGUGGUGUGAGUCGGGCGUCCGGUGGUGUGCUGGUAUUGUAGCCUCAUGAUAUUUAUUUUGAUUUUAUUGCAUGAGUUUUUUGUAUAUGGAAGCUUGUUUGUACAUUUUGCAGAGAGAGAGAAACAAAUGAAGUGUGUCUGUAUAUUGGACCUCUAUGCCCUUUUAAAAUGUACUUGUUUGUUAGGCUUGCUGUUAGGUUCGUCUUUACUUACGGAAUUGAAAAGAAAAUUUGUAUACCACAUUUUUUGCAGCGAAUGUACGUACCAAUUAUGUUUUAUGAUCAUUACUAUUAUUAUUAUUAUUAUUAUUUUUGUUAUUAUAUUUUUGUUGAUUUUUAUUGCUGAGGCUUAUAUAGAACCGUGAAUGUACCAGUUUUUAGUGUAUUAAAAUCUUGGAAUAGUUUUUUCUUUUAUCAUAUAGAAGGGAAGGUCAUUCAUUAUUAUUAUUAUUAUUAUUAUUAUUAUUAUUAUUAUUAUUAUUAUUUUAUUUUUAUAUUUUUUAUAGUAGGGUAUGGUGAUAUGUACACGACAGGUAACGGUUCCAAGGGGUUACCUGAGCUGCCUUCAAUAAGCCGUGAACUCAUCAAUCUCAUACACCUGGACUGCCUUACCUUACCUGUGGGUCUCGUGCUUCAUUAAUGCAGGUGUUAACUGUGUAAAGAGCAAACUGACAACUGGUUCUAAGGCUUAACUCAUGUCUGCCAUUGUCAUAUAUUUCUUUACGAGCAAAUGAGGUCUUAAUCGUGGCCUUAUUAAUGUAUCAAGACAACUCUUUCUUCAUGUCCUUCUAAUUCCUGUUCCCCUUGUGCAUACUGCUAGUGUGUAAGAUGAUACUAUGUGAGGUGCAAGCCUUGUCCAGGAAAGGAAUUAUAUGUUGCAAAGUA